Molecule: messenger RNA, 2076 nt
Organism: Puma concolor (puma)
Lineage: Eukaryota; Metazoa; Chordata; Mammalia; Carnivora; Felidae
Gene: SORBS3
Product: sorbin and SH3 domain containing 3
Biological process (GO): cell-substrate adhesion
Cellular component (GO): cytoplasm; cell-substrate junction; nucleus
Molecular function (GO): protein binding
Source: RefSeq, a predicted model, not a curated record
ACAGAGGAGCAGCUGGCACACCAGGAGCCCUCCAACCUUGAUCCAAGCAUGCAGGCUCCACCCUGCAGCCUCCCCGCUGGGCUCAGCCUGGACGACUUCAUCCCUGGCAAUCUCCGGGCUCACAUAGGGUCAUCCUCCCAGGGGGCACGGGUGCCUGUGAUCCGGAAUGGUGGCUCCAACACCCUUAAUUUCCAGUUUCAUGACCCUGCGCCCAGGACCGUGUGCAAUGGGUACUUACCCUCCAGGAGAGAUGCUUCCCGGCACCCAGACCCUGCCUGGUAUCAGACCUGGCCAGGUCCUGGGAGCCAGCCCCCUGGGAGCCAGAAGACCCCUGCCUCCCAGCACCCCCACAACUGGUCAGCCACAUGGACCAAGGACAACAAGCGUCGGGACAAGCGCUGGAUCAAGUAUGAAGGAAUCGGGCCCGUGGAUGAGAGCGGCAUGCCUAUUGCCCCCCGAUCUAGUGUUGACAGCCCCAGGGACUGGUACCGAAGAAUGUUCCAGCAGAUUCACCGGAAAAUGCCAGACCUGCAGCUGGACUGGACCUUUGAGGAAUCACCCAAAGUGGCUUCCUCCUGUGCGGCCUCUGCAGACUCAAGGCAUCCAACGCCCCAGCAAAGACCGGCUGCCAGGCCAGGCCAGGCCUCUUCUCUGAGUGGAAGUUGGGACCCCUCUGAAGAGUCUUCUAGAAGCACCUUCAACUGUAAUCCUGGAGCAUCCUCCCUACACCAGACCCCACAUCAGGUGCUCAGACGCCAAGAGAAAGUGGAAAAUGUCUGGACAGAAGAUUCUUGGAACCAAUUUCUGCAAGAACUAGAGAGUGGGCAGAAGCCCAAGAAACCGCUAGUGGAUGACCCUGUUGAGAAGCCCUCCCAGCCCAUUGAGGUCCUGCUGGAGAGAGAGCUGGCCAAGCUGAGUGCGGAGCUGGACAAGGACCUGCGGUCAAUUGAGACCCGGCAGCCAUCCCCCAAGAGUUCCCAAGUGCCCCGACGGUGCCGGGAGCCGCGGCCUCCAGCGCGCCCGGCCUCCGCCUGGAGCUCCAGUUACCCGAAUGCACUUUACCAGGGUUCCUCCCGGCCCCUGAGCCCCCACAGAAUGGCGGAUGGAACAAGCCCCUUCCUAGGUCGCAGGGACUUUGUCUACCCUACCUCGGCCCGAGACCCUAGUGCCUCUGAACGAGGGGGCAGCCCAGCCAGGAAGGAAGAGAAGAAGAGGAAGGCCGCCAGACUCAAGUUUGACUUCCAGGCACAGUCCCCCAAGGAGCUGACUCUGAAGAAGGGUGACAUUGUCUACAUCCACAAGGAGGUGGACAAGAACUGGCUGGAAGGGGAGCACCAUGGUAGACUGGGCAUCUUCCCUGCCAAUUAUGUGGAAGUGCUGCCUGCAGAUGAGAUCCCUAAGCCCAUCAAGCCUCCAACCUACCAGGUGCUGGAAUAUGGAGAAGCAGUGGCCCAGUACACUUUCAAGGGGGAUCUGGAGGUGGAGCUGUCCUUCCGCAAGGGGGAGCGCAUCUGCCUGAUCCGCAAGGUGAAUGAGAACUGGUACGAGGGGCGCAUCUCCGGCACAGCGCGCCAGGGCAUCUUCCCUGCCAGCUACGUGCAGGUGUGCCGUGAUCCCCGGGUCCGGAUCUGUGACGAUGGCCCCCAGCUCCCUGCAUCUCCCCGUCUGACCACCGCCCGUCUGGCUCGGCACUCCAGCUCCCCAUUAGCACCACACAGCCCAGUCGAUCCUGACUGGGGGAGCCAGACCUCCCCCCGCCGUACUGGCUUCUCCUUCCCCACCCAGGAGCCCAGAGCCCAGGGCCAGGGUUUCGGCACCUCUGGGUCAGCUCUGUCCCAUCCUGGAGGCUCCAGCCGUCCCGUGGACCUGGGGACCUCCCCCAACACCACUCAGAUACACUGGACCCCGUAUCGGGCGAUGUACCAGUACCGGCCCCAGAAUGAGGAUGAGCUGGAGCUGCGGGAGGGGGAUCGGGUAGACGUCAUGCAGCAGUGUGAUGAUGGCUGGUUUGUGGGUGUCUCCCGGAGGACCCAGAAAUUUGGGACAUUCCCUGGAAAUUAUGUAGCUCCGGUUUGA